CGUGACACUAUACGGAAGUGACGCAAGCACUCAAAAGAGUUCAGCAUCUGGGAGCAAAACACCAGCCAGCUUCAAUUUAUUUGCCAUCGGGGAUCCAAAGAAGCGUAUUUGCAGACGGCAAUAACAUCUACCGGACUUGGUGGCCAUAAUGAAUCCAGUGUACAGCCCUGCACCAACAGGGGUCCCCUUCACCAACUCCAAGGGUUUAGGCUAUCCAGCUGGCUUCCCUGUUGGUUACGCAGCAGCUGCCCCAGCAUACACUCCAAAUGUCUACCAAGGAGCAAAUCCAGCCUUCUCAAGUGGUUACGCCCCUGGAGCUCCAUUUAAAAUGUCCUGUUCCCCCAACACCGGGACUGUCCCACCAUACUCAUCCUCCCCUAACCCAUACCCAGCUGCUGUAUACCCAGUCAGGAGCACUUACCCCCAACAUAACCCUUAUGCACAGGCGCUGAUCCCUUCACAACAGCAAGGGACUUACUUCACACAGCCACUGUACGCGGCACCACCUCACGUGAUCCAUCACACAACGGUGGUCCAGCCCAACGGGAUGCCCGCGGCCAUGUAUGCUCCAUCCAUCCCUCCUCCCCGCAACAAUGGGGUUGCCAUGGGCAUGGUGGCCGGCACCACGAUGGCCAUGUCAGCUGGAACUUUGCUGUCGACUCCGUCACCGGCACCCGCCACUCUCGCCCCGCACCCCGUCACCAUGCCCACAUAUCGGCCCGCCGGCACGCACAGCUACAGCUAUGUGCCCCCUCAGUGGUGAAGUUGAAUGAGAGUGAGGUGGCCGAUAUGCAUUCACACUCCACUCCAGUGUUUUUUGCUAGCGGUGGUGGACCAACUCUGCCAGCAUCUGCAACCAGUUUGUCUUCUUCCAGUAUAAUGUGAAUCUGAAACCAUGUAGGUCCAUUAGGAUAGGGAGGGGGUAGGAGGCGUCCAUCCACGUCUUAAUGGAAUUAGGCUUCAUUUUCCAUGCCGCACCCCUACAAGCCUGUUGCAUAUCUCACAUCCGGCGGUCUAGGCCUCCAUGCAAUUAUUUAUCCAGGCUGUCAUGCAAAUUUUAGAGUUUUAACUAGCUUGUGGUGAAAUUGGAGUUUGGAGUAAUUUAAUCCCCACUUAUUUUGGAGAGGCGUCUGCUGUUGAAUGCAUGUUCUGUAUGUUAAUAUGUCAAGUAAUGCUAGCUCAAUCGACCUGCUGUGACAGAUGCAAACUCCUUCAAAAGGAUCACAUCCAAAGGACGUGAAAAGUAAUAAAUAUCCGAAGCUGACUUGCCAGUCACCACAUCUUAAAUGUGAAACAAGAUGAGAAGCGUUGAUGCAAAAAAAAAAAAAAAAA
Messenger RNA from Hippocampus comes (tiger tail seahorse), 1332 nucleotides. It is a transcript of the gene fam168b, whose product is annotated as family with sequence similarity 168 member B. The transcript has 7 exons. Bases 149 to 763 code for a protein of 204 amino acids. Lineage: Eukaryota; Metazoa; Chordata; Actinopteri; Syngnathiformes; Syngnathidae. The record is from RefSeq and is a predicted model, not a curated record.